UCGAUUUGUCAUUGUUCUGCUGGGGCCUUCUGACACCACAACAGAGCGAUUUGGGACUUGGACUGGCAGACAAGAAGCUUUAAAUAACACGAGGAAUGAACAACUCAUACCACUGACGGGUACACCAAUUUUGUAACUAUAGGAGAAUCAACUAUAAUUGACUAAACAUACAAGAAUCAGUCAUGCGUACCUGCGAUCUUAGCAUGCUGUUGGCUGUGCUGCUAUUGUGGGGACCACCGUGGUCCAACGGGCAGAAUGACACAGAGCCCAUCAUUCUUGAGGGCAAAUGUUUGGUAGUAUGUGACUCCACACCCUCAUCUGAACCUGCUGGGAACGCCCUGGGCAUGUCUGUUCGCUCGGGGAGUGGCCGAGUCGCUUUUUCCGCCAGCCGCCAGACCAACCACGAACCUACGGACAUGAGCAAUCGCACAAUGAUCAUCUACUUUGAUAAUAUCUUGGUGAACGUGGGCAGUCAUUUUGAUCAAGAGAGCAGCGUCUUCCUUGCACCAAGGCGAGGCGUUUACAGCUUCAACUUCCAUGUUGUGAAAGCCUACAACCGACAGACCAUUCAGGUCAGCUUGAUGGUGAACGGCUGGCCGAUGAUUUCGGCUUUCGCCGGGGACCAGGACGUUACCAGAGAAGCGGCCACAAAUGCUGGUUUGGUGAUCAUGGAAAAGGGGGACAAGGCCUACCUGCGACUGGAGAGGGGCAACCUGAUGGGAGGCUGGAAAUACUCCACCUUCUCCGGCUUCCUGGUCUUCCCCUUGUGAACAAACUGCAAGUCAAAUGUUUGUGAUGGUCAUAGAAGGAAUUUUGUUGGAGUUGAGAGAGAAAAUUGACUUUUUCGUGCAAAGUUCGAGAAAGCAAAACUAUUCCUUAACGGAGAGAAAAGGGAACGGGUGAAGAAGAAGCAGUAGACUAAAUUUGCUUUGCUUGUGCGUACAGUAUAUCCAUUUAUUGAGUUUGUAUGACUGAUAUUGGAGUCGUGAACAGUACAAUUAUUGAGUAACC
Molecule: messenger RNA, 1011 nt
Organism: Phycodurus eques (leafy seadragon)
Lineage: Eukaryota; Metazoa; Chordata; Actinopteri; Syngnathiformes; Syngnathidae
Gene: cbln12
Product: cerebellin 12
Exons: 3
Coding region: 183-770 (195 amino acids)
Cellular component (GO): synaptic cleft; glutamatergic synapse
Molecular function (GO): protein binding
Source: RefSeq, a predicted model, not a curated record